Molecule: messenger RNA, 1236 nt
Organism: Solanum pennellii
Lineage: Eukaryota; Viridiplantae; Streptophyta; Magnoliopsida; Solanales; Solanaceae
Product: octanoyltransferase LIP2, mitochondrial-like
Exons: 3
Coding region: 417-1094 (225 amino acids)
Biological process (GO): protein lipoylation
Cellular component (GO): mitochondrion
Molecular function (GO): lipoyl(octanoyl) transferase activity
Source: RefSeq, a predicted model, not a curated record
UAGAGAAAAUUUCACAGACAGAAAUCAAAACGCAAAACACUUUCUCUCUCUUCACUGUUCGGAGGCCGCAAUCUCUCUUGUCUCCUCCGACCCACCGCCGAUUACCGGUAAGAAUCCUAUUAUAAUUUUAAUUGAUUAUUAAUUUACCGAAUAAUUCAUAUUAAUAACUCAAAAUUCAUCCAAUAACCCAAUAAUGGAAAAACUGUGAGAAGCAAAGGGUGGAAAGAAAUGGAGUGGAAAAUUAACAGAAAAUAAGAUUUUGCAGUGAAUUGAAGCUUCCCCUGAAAAAUCUUGUGAGAGACUCUGUUGAGAAUGAUCAGUACCAUUUGAGGUCAUGGGUCACUCCGAGUGUUGUUCUCAAUCCGAGUUCUAGAGCUCUCUGUUUAUAGCCAAAAUUGCAAAGAGAAGUGAGGCAAAUGAGGCGCAGUCUUGAGGUUUGGAAGAUGGGCACGGUAAAUUACCUGGAGGCACUGAAGCUGCAAGAGAAGCUGGCAGGUGAUAGAAAAGCUCUAAAAAUUACUGAUACCCUAUUAUCUCUACAGCAUCCACCGACGUAUACAGUUGGCAAAAGGGAAACAGUUCAUAAUCUACUCAUUCCUGAUUCUGAGCUCAAGUCCAUGGGGGCGGAACUUCACUAUACGCAAAGAGGAGGUGACAUUACUUUUCAUGGUCCUCACCAAGCAAUCUUAUAUCCCAUUGUUUCGUUGAGAGAUAUUGGUUUAGGGGCUAGAAUGUAUGUUGAGAAGCUUGAGCUAACCAUGAUUGAAUUGGCAUCUAUGUAUGGUGUGAAAGCACAGGCUGGACAAAAAUGUGAAACUGGUGUUUGGGUUGAGGACAGAAAGAUUGGCGCGAUUGGAGUUAGAAUUUCAUCUGGGAUCACAUCUCAUGGAUUAGCAUUCAACAUGGACCCUGAUUUAAACUACUUUAAGCAUAUUGUGCCUUGUGGGAUUGUCGAUAAAGGUGUUACGUCUUUGAAGAAUGAGACAGAUGUAGAGCUUCCUGCUGAAGAUGUGAUACAGGAGCAGUUGAUCGCUUGUUUUGUAAGAAUAUUUGGGUACAACGAUGUUGUCUUAAAAGAUAAAUCUGUGUUAUAAUUUGAUUAAGCAUUAAUGUUAACAUAUGCUGAUACAUUAUCUGACUAAUUUUUUGGAUAAGUAGACAUUGUUCAUUCAUUUGAUCAGAUUAGCAUUGUCGACGAGUAAGCUAUGAUAUCAAAAGCAAAUUUCUUGUGCUGUA